Molecule: messenger RNA, 1199 nt
Organism: Hyla sarda
Lineage: Eukaryota; Metazoa; Chordata; Amphibia; Anura; Hylidae
Gene: NSUN4
Product: NOP2/Sun RNA methyltransferase 4
Exons: 6
Coding region: 75-1199 (374 amino acids)
Biological process (GO): rRNA methylation
Cellular component (GO): mitochondrial large ribosomal subunit
Molecular function (GO): methyltransferase activity
Source: RefSeq, a predicted model, not a curated record
CAGUGCCUGUAUUACAGAGCGGACCUUUCGCGCGUUGUUCAGUUUCCGGGAGGGAGAAAUCCUGGGUGCACAGAAUGAUGGCGACCUCCUUGGGAGCGACACUAUCUCUGCUGAAAGUGCGGGGACCCGUGCGGAUAUUCUGCAGAUACCGCUAUAAGAAGAAAUGGGCCACUAGUUAUGUUGGGCCCUCGGGCCCCCGGCUCGCUCUUCAGUAUUUUGAUAUGAAUUAUAGCGCACAGUUUGGAGAUGUGUGGCCCUCGGUGCGGAUUGGGCUCCUGUCGGAGCAGAAGUAUGGCGCGCUCAUCAACCACUUCUCGGGCACGGAGGACACGGCCCACAGACUGGGCUCUCUGGGCGUCACAGACUUCCUGCAGGAAGCGCGCACCGCGGAGGCGGAGUCACCGGGGACAAUGUCAGAGGCUCUGCGCUCCUCCAGGAUCACGUGUUACACCUUCCCCCGCGGUGACAUCAGCCGCUUCCCACCAGCCAGGUCCAGCCCCCUGGGGCUCCUGGAGUAUUACCUUCUGGACGCCGCCUCCCUCCUUCCCGUCCUCGCCCUCAAUGUCCGGCCGGAACACCGCGUCCUGGAUCUGUGCGCCGCUCCGGGGGGGAAGACUCUGGCGCUGCUGAUGGAGGACUGCCGAUAUUUGGGGGUCAAUGACGCGUCCAUCUCCCGCAGUAACCGCCUGCGCCGCGUCCUGCACUCCUACGUCCCGCCGGAGCGGCGUACGGAGGAGCGACUGAGGGUCACAACGUGGGACGGAACCCAGUGGGGGGAGGAAGGCCUGUACGACCGGGUCCUGGUGGACGCUCCCUGCACAACAGACCGCCACUCGCUGCACCACGAGGACAACAACGUGUUCAGCCGCCUGAGGGUGAGGGAGCGGCAGAGGCUGCCCCUGCUACAGACCCACCUCCUGCUUUCCGGUCUGCGGGCGGUGGUCCCCGGUGGUGACGUGGUGUACUCCACCUGCACGCUGUCCACUCUGCAGAAUGAGUGUGUAGUGGAGGGCGCCCUCGGCCUCGCUGCCUCAGAAUAUGGCGUCCAUGCGGAGGUGCAAGAUCUGCGCAGUGUGCGGGAAAUCUUCAGUAGGACGUUUAAUUUCCAUCUGGAAUGUCGCAUAGGAGAACUGGUGCUGCCGCAGCUCACCGCCAACUACGGGCCCCUGUACCUAUGCAAGCUGCGGCGGCUGCGCUGA